GCCCCCGCACCGACCUGUCGGAGCCGCGCCGGCUCCCCGGGGCCGGGCCUGCCGGGGGCUCUGGAUUUACCGGGAGACCUGCAGCCCCCCGCCGCCGGACGGACGGACGGACAGACGGCCGGCUGCGGUUUGGGGGAGCCCCGCUCCGCCGCCCCACUUUCCGGACCCCCCGCCGCGGGGCUGGGAGCCCGCCCUGCCCUCCGGCCCGGACAGGAGCCGGGAGCCCAGUUGCCAAGUGAUAUGGGAGGCAGACGAAUGACAAGGAGAGCCCCUCGGAUUUCCUUCUCGCAGACGGAGAUUUAGGGCAAGGGGAGGACCGUUCCGAGCGCUGCCGUCACCAUGUCUGGAUCUACCCAGCCUGUGGCGCAGACCUGGAGAGCCACUGAGCCCCGCUACCCACCCCAUGCCAUUUCCUACCCAGUUCAGAUCGCCCGGCCACACGCGGAUGUCGGGCUGUUAGAAUAUCAGCAUCAUUCCAGGGAUUACACCUCCCAUCUGGCCCCUGCGUCUAUUAUCCAGCCCCAGAGGAGGCGACCUUCAUUGUUGUCAGAGUUUCAGCCAGGGAAUGAGAGGUCACAGGAGCUCCACCUGAGGUCAGAGGCCCAUUCCUACCUGUCCGACCUGAGCAAGUCGGAAGUAGAUUUCAUCGAAACGAAGCGGCCACGGCUGGAAGUCCUGCAGGAUCCAUUGCUGCGCCACUCUCCCCUGCUCAGCCAGAGCCAGCACGGCCCAACUGAGGACCUUGCCAAGGAUCGAGGCCUGGCUGGGAAGCUGGAGCCCGUGUCUCCCGUCAGCCCUGCCCAUGCCACCUCAGAGCUGGAUCUGCUGCCGUCCAGGCUGUCCAAAGAGGAGCUCAUCCAGAACAUGGACCGCGUGGACCGAGAAAUCACUAUGGUGGAGCAGCAGAUCUCCAAGCUGAAGAAGAAGCAGCAACAGCUGGAAGAAGAAGCUGCUAAGCCCCCAGAGCCCGAGAAGCCGGUGUCCCCACCACCGAUCGAGUCCAAGCAUCGGAGCUUGGUGCAGAUCAUCUAUGACGAGAACCGGAAAAAGGCCGAAGCUGCCCACAGGAUUCUGGAAGGCCUCGGUCCCCAAGUGGAGCUGCCAUUAUACAACCAGCCCUCAGAUACCAGGCAGUAUCAUGAAAACAUUAAAAUAAACCAGGCAAUGCGGAAGAAGUUAAUUUUAUACUUUAAGAGGAGAAACCAUGCUCGGAAACAGUGGGAACAGAAGUUUUGCCAGCGGUAUGACCAGUUGAUGGAAGCCUGGGAAAAGAAAGUCGAACGCAUUGAAAACAACCCUCGGCGCCGGGCAAAGGAGAGCAAAGUGCGGGAGUACUAUGAGAAGCAGUUCCCAGAGAUCCGGAAGCAGAGGGAGCUGCAGGAGCGCAUGCAGAGCAGGGUAGGACAAAGGGGCAGCGGGCUGUCCAUGUCAGCCGCGCGCAGUGAACACGAAGUGUCUGAGAUCAUCGAUGGACUCUCGGAACAGGAGAAUCUAGAGAAGCAGAUGCGUCAGCUGGCCGUGAUCCCUCCCAUGCUUUACGAUGCAGACCAACAACGCAUCAAGUUCAUCAACAUGAACGGGCUCAUGGAUGACCCGAUGAAAGUCUACAAGGACCGACAGGUCAUGAAUAUGUGGAGUGAGCAAGAGAAGGAGACGUUUCGGGAAAAGUUCAUGCAGCACCCCAAGAACUUUGGUCUGAUCGCCUCGUUCCUAGAGAGGAAGACGGUGGCGGACUGUGUCCUUUAUUACUACCUGACCAAGAAGAAUGAAAACUACAAGAGCCUGGUGAGACGUAACUAUCGUCGGCGUGGAAAGAAUCAGCAGCAACAGCAGAUGCCCCGGGGCAGCCAGGAGGAGAAGGAGGAGAAAGAAAAGGAAAAGGAGAAGGAGACGGAGAAGGAAGAAGACAAGCAGGAAGCCGAGAAUGACAAGGAAGAGCUGAUCAAGGAGAAGAACGACGACACCUCUGGAGAGGACAACGACGAGAAGGAAGCCGUCACCUCCAAAGGCCGGAAGACGGCCAAUAGCCAGGGCCGGCGGAAGGGCCGCAUCACGCGCUCGAUGGCCAACGAGGCCAAUAAUGAAGAAGCAGCGGCCCCCCAGCACAAUGCUGAGCUGGCUUCUCUGGAGAUGAACGAGAGUUCGCGCUGGACGGAGGAAGAAAUGGAAACGGCUAAAAAAGGUCUCCUGGAACAUGGACGGAACUGGUCGGCCAUUGCCAGGAUGGUGGGCUCCAAGACCGUGUCGCAGUGUAAGAACUUCUAUUUCAACUACAAGAAGAGGCAGAAUUUGGAUGAAAUCCUGCAGCAGCACAAGCUAAAAAUGGAAAAGGAGAGGAACGCCAGGAGGAAGAAGAAAAAAACACCGGCCGCGCAGAAUGAGGAGGUGCCGUUCCCUCCUGUGGCCGAAGAUGAGGAGAUGGAGGCCUCAGGGAUGAGCGGCAAUGAGGAGGAGAUGGCGGAGGAAGCGGAGGUUUUACAACUUUCUGGCAAUGAGCUACCCAGAGUUGAAUGCGGUGGCCCAGCCACGGUGAACCACAGUUCGGACACCGAAAGCAUUCCAUCCCCAAGAACUGAGGCUAAAGAUGGCGGUGAGAGCAAGCCAAAGCCCUCCACGGGCCCGGGGAGCGAGGUGGGGACAGGCACCCCCGCCAAGGCUGAGGAUGCGGCAACUGCUGCUGCGGCUGCUGCUCCUGCCGCUGCUGCCACCACUGCUGCUGCUCCUGCUGCUGCCGCUGCUGCCCCUGCCGGGACCACCCUCUCCACCCCCGCCACCAGCCCCUCCCCAGCCCCUGCCACCGCCGCCGCCCCCAACAACGCCGCCACGGUCCCCGCCCAGCAGGCCCCGGAGGGUGAACCCCAGGCCUCAGCGGAAGCAAAGGCACCCGAGGACCUGGUCGUGGACGUGGUGAAGACGGAGGACCCCGCCAGCGGGGGAGGAGAGGAGCCCACCAAGAAGGAGGCAGCGGCGGAGGACCGGGAGGAGGAGCAGGAGGAGGAGGUUGGCCCGGAGAAGACGACCAAGGGCAGCGAGAAGAAGGUGGAGGCAGGCGGCGGGGGGUCAGCCACGGAAGGGACCCCGAAAGGCGAGAAGAAGGAGGGCGGCAGCAAGCCGGGCAAGGGUGCUGGAGCGAACCCUGACAGCGACUCAAGCGCUACCUGUAGUGCUGAUGAGAUGGAGGAACAGGACACGGUGGACAAGAACAGGCUGCUGUCCCCCAGGCCCAGCCUUCUGAACACGAGCAGCGAGGCCAGGGCCAACGCCUCACCCCAGAAGCCGCUGGACCUCAAACAGCUGAAGCAGAGGGCAGCUGCCAUCCCCCCCAUACAGCAGAUCACCAAAGUCCUCGAAUCCCCCCGGGAGGAUGUGACGCCAAGCAAGCCACCACAGCCACAGCACCUGCAGCCGGACAGUGAGCCCCAGCCCAGCAGCAGCCCCCGGGGAAAGAGCAGGAGUCCCGCCAGUGGGGAAAAAGACGAAAAGCCCGUGCACUUCCCAACGUUCCCCGAGGGGCAGAAGCUGAGUGGAGAACAAGCGGCCACCGUCUGCUGGCCACCCGCCCUGCAUUACCCCGUGUCUUCCCGGGACCUCAUCAGAACCUCUCCCCUCGCCGACCCGGCUGUGUUUCCAUACAACCCACCAGGUCAUCCGAUCCCUCUGACCCUGCACGAAAGCUCCCGGCCUGGGCUGCAGAGAAUGCCUGGCAUCUCCAACCCGCCCCCUCUCAUCUCGUCCACCAAGUCUCCUGUCGUUCUGGAGAGGCCCUUGGCCUCCAUAGCCCAGGGAGUGCCCAUCCAGCUCCACACUCCCUACUCUGAACACGCUAAAGUUCCUGUUGGCGCCAUCACCAUGGGUCUGCCGCUGACCAUGGAUCCUAAAAAGCUGGUCUCUUUCCCCGGAGUGAAGCAAGAACAGCUGUCUCCCAGGAGCCAGGCCAACCAGCCCGAGAGCUUGGUCAUACAGACAGCACAGGAGACUUCUGUUCUGAGAGGGACGGCUCUGGGCAGCACCCCAGGAGGAAGCAUCACCAAAGGCACCCCCAGCGGCCGUGCUCCCCCGGAAAGCCCUAUCACCUACCGUGGCUCCAUCACUCACGGCACACCUGCUGAUGUGCUGUUCAAAGGAACCGUCUCCAAGCUAAUGGGAGAGGACAGCCCUGGCCAAGCGGAGAAAGUAAGAGAGGACGCCUUGCCCAAGGGCCACGUCAUCUAUGAAGGGAAGAAGGGUCACGUACUGUCCUACGAUGGAGGGGUGACCGUGGCCCAGUGCACCAAGGAAGACAGCAGGAGUUCCGGUAUCUCCCACGAGGCCUCUGCCACCAAGCGCACUUAUGACAUGAUGGAAGGGAGGCUCAUCCGGGGCCUGUCCGGGCGGGAGCUGUCCUCCACCAGCAUUGAAGGUCUCAUGGGCCGAGCCAUCCCAGCAGAGCGCCACAGUCCCCACCACAUCAAGGAGCAGCAUCACAUCCGGGGCUCCAUCACCCAAGGAAUCCCUCGGUCCUACGUGGAGGCUCACGAGGACUACCUGCGAAGGGAGGCGAAACAGCUCAAGCGUGAAAGCACUCCACCCCGGGACCUGGUGGACACCUACAAGGUGCGGCCCCUGGAGGGGCUCGCCCCGCUGAAGAUGAAGGCGGGGCACGAGGGCCUGGUGGCCACAGUGAAGGAGGCGGGCCGCUCGAUCCACGAGAUCCCCAGGGAGGAACUGCGUCACACACCUGACCUCUCCAUGGCCAGGGCCCUGAAGGAAGGCUCCAUCACACAGGGAACCCCGCUGAAGUACGACAGCAGCUCCUCGUCAGGAGGGGCCAAGAAGCACGAUGUCCGCUCCAUCAUCGGCAGCCCAGGGAGGACGUUCCACCCGGUGCACCCGCUGGAUGCCAUGCAAGAUCCCAGGAGCCUGGAACGUGCCUGCUACGAAGAGAGCCUCAAGGGCCGGGCCGGCUCCGUCGCCGGCUCUGGAGGCUCCAUCACCCGGGGUGCACCUGUGAUCGUCCCUGAGUUGGGGAAGCCCCGCCAGAGCCCCCUGGCCUACGAGGACCACCAGGCAGCUCACGGGGCGGCCUUCAGCAGCCACCUGGCCCGUGGCUCGCCAGUGUCCACACGGGAAUCCACCCCUCGGCAGCAGGAAGGCAGCCUCUCAUCCAGCAAAGGAAGCUCACAGGAGAGAAAGGUGGGCUCCGCACCUCGGGAGAUCGCCAACUCCAAGUCUCCUCACCCGACGGUACCAGACCACCACCACCACACCAUGUCACCUUACGAACACUUGCUCCGAGGGGUCGGCGGCGUGGACCUGUAUCGGGGACACAUUCCAUUGGCCUUCGACCCCACGUCCAUCCCUCGGGGGAUUCACCUGGAUGCAGCUACUGCUGCUUACUACUUACCUCGCCACCUGGCUCCUAACCCCACCUACCCACACCUGUACCCCCCGUACCUCAUCCGGGGCUACCCCGAUGCCACAGCCAUGGAGAACCGGCAGACCAUCAUCAACGACUACAUCACCUCGCAGCAGAUGCACCACAAUGCCGCCGCCGCCACCGCCAUGGCCCAGCGCGCCGACAUGCUCCGCGGCCUCUCCCCCCGUGAACCCUCCCUGGCGCUCAACUAUGCAGCUGGACCGCGAGGUAUCAUCGACCUGUCCCAAGUGCCCCACUUGCCUGUACUGGUGCCACCGGCUCCGGGCACCCCUGCUGGCUCCAUAGACCGCCUUACCUACAUCCCCGGUGCCCCCCAGCCUUUCAGCAGCCGGCACAGCAGCUCCCCGCUCUCCCCAGGAGGCCCUGCUCAUGUGACCAAGCCAGCAGGCCCCUCGUCCUCAGAGCGGGAGCGUGAACGGGAACGGGACCGGGAGAAAUCCAUGCUGGCUGCAGCCACCACCGUGGAGCAUGCCCCCAUCUGGAGGCCAGGUACGGAGCCGAGCAGCACUCGCCCGUCCUCCCAUUCCCACAGCCACCAGCACUCGCCCAUAUCCCCGCGGACCCAGGAGAACGUCCAGCAGCGGCCCAGCGUGCUGCACAACACCGGCAUGAAGGGCAUCAUCUCCUCCGUCGAUAGCCUCACCCCAUCCGUCCUGCGAUCGUCCUCCUCCUCCACCACGUCGCCAGUCCGGUCCAGCGGGUUCCCACCCACUCCCACGUGCCCUCUCGGCGGUCUGGACCCCUACCCCGGCCUGAUGGACCCCGCCAUUCUGCAGAAGGAGGCCUCGCGGGGCCGAGACUCCCGAACGGACAACCACCUGUUCGGCUCCAAGCUGCCAGGACGGUCGGGCCUCGACCGGUCCUCAUCGCCUGGCAAAGCUCCAGAGUCCCGGUCCGCCGCCGCCGCCUCAGGUUCUGGCUCCGCUCACCCGCCUGGCCGAGGACAGGGAAAAGGCCACACGUCCCACCUGCCGGCAGAGCAGCCACACCUGGCCGGGGCUCAUGACCAGCACAGAGAAAAGAGUCAAAGUAAACCCUUUUCCGUGCAGGAACUGGAGCUCCGAGUACUGGGUUACCACGGUGGCUACAGCCCGGACGGCAUAGAGGCCAUCAGCCCCGUGAACUCCCCCAGCAUCAUCCAUGACAAAGGAGUGAAGCACUUGGAAGGGCUGGACAAGGGCCACGGGGACCCCGACCUCCGAUUAAAGCAACAAGGCCCACUGAAGCUCACUGAAGCCGCUCACCUGCAGCGUCUUCGGCCACUCCCCGAUGGCCAGCAGUCCCCGAGCCAGCCGCUGACAUCCCCCGCCAGUGUCAAAGGUCACCAGCGGGUGGUCACCUUAGCCCAGCACAUCAGCGAGGUGAUCACCCAGGACUACACCCGCCACCACCCACAGCAACUCAACUCCCACCUCCAGGCCCCGCUCUACUCCUUCCCUGGGGCCAGUUGUCCCGUGCUGGACCUUCGCCGGACCCCCGGCGAGGCCUACCUCCCCCCACAGGACCAUGGCUCAGGCCCCCGCCUCUCCCCGCACAGCGAAGGAGGCAAAAGGUCUCCAGAGCAGAGCAGAGCCUCAGCAGUGGGCACCACAGAAGACUGCAUUGAGCCCAUCUCCCCACCAGAAGGUAUGGGGGAGGCCGAACACACCCGAAGUGCCGCCUAUCCGAUGCUGUACCGGGAAGGGGAGCAGGCGGAGCAAAGAAUGGGGUCCAAAUCUCCGGGAAACAACAGCCAGCCUCCCGCCUUCUUCAGCAAGCUGACGGAGAGCACCUCGGCCAUGGUCAAGUCCAAAAAGCAAGAGAUCAUUAAGAAACUCAGCACUACCAACCGGAACGAGCCCGAGUACAAUAUCGGCCAGCCCGGGACAGAGAUCUUCAAUAUGCCGGCGAUCACCGGUGCAGGGCUUAUCAGUUGUAGAAGCCAGUCGGUUCAGGAGCACGCCAGUACCAACAUGGGGUUGGAGGCGAUUAUUAGGAAGGCCCUAAUGGGUAAAUAUGAUGAUCAGUGGGAAGACCGCUCACCUCUAAGUGCCAAUGCUUUUAACCCUCUGAAUGCCGGUGCGAGCGUGCCCGCUGCUCUGCCCAUAACUGCUGCUGAGGGACGGAAUGAUCGCCCGCGCGCCUCGCCAGGAGGCGGCGGGAAGCCAAAGACGGCUGCGAGACCCAAUAGUCGAAAGGCCAAGUCCCCCGCGCCGGGCCUAUCCUCGGGAGAACGGCCGCCAUCCGUCUCCUCCGUCCACUCAGAAGGCGACUGUAACCGGAGGACGCCGCUGACCAACCGGGUGUGGGAAGACAGGCCAUCCUCUGCAGGUUCGACGCCGUUCCCGUACAACCCCCUCACCAUGAGGCUUCCGACCAGCGUGGUGACAGCCCCCCCGCCCGCAGUCCUGCCCCAGGGCAGCUCCGCCAGCCAGCACCACACCUGGGAUGAGGAGCCAAAGCCCCUGCUGUGCUCGCAGUACGAGACGCUCUCCGAUAGUGAGUGAAGGAGCCUGGGACUGGGGGAGGGGAGGCAGGAGAGGAGAGGAUCACGCGACAGAAGCGGCCACAGUGGAGAGAGCCAGCAGAGCGACGGUCUGUGUGGGGGUGCCCCCGCCCGGCCCCUCCUCCCCCGAUGCCCCCGGGCCCCUCCGAUCUGGGAAGGAGCCUCGCUCCCCCUGCCAUCUGGAAGGCAUUGCCCUCUUCAGUCUAAAGCCUUAACAACCACCCGCCGCCAUGAAGAGGAGCCCCAGCUGCCGGGAGCCACCCCUGCCGCGCUUCACUCUGAUUGAUCGGCAGGCACUGCCCGUUAGAAGAGACUGGGAAGGACCCCUCUCCCCUAUCCUUUCCCACCUCGCCUCCUUUCUCUCCCCACCUCUCUCCUUCCCGUUCCUGGAAA
This is a messenger RNA of Tachyglossus aculeatus (Australian echidna), 8294 nucleotides long. It is a transcript of the gene NCOR2, whose product is annotated as nuclear receptor corepressor 2. The transcript is spliced from 48 exons. Gene Ontology annotation, biological process: negative regulation of transcription by RNA polymerase II. Gene Ontology annotation, molecular function: transcription corepressor activity. The record is from RefSeq and is a predicted model, not a curated record. Bases 340 to 7902 code for a protein of 2520 amino acids. NCBI's taxonomy places the organism in Eukaryota, Metazoa, Chordata, Mammalia, Monotremata, Tachyglossidae.